AACGGGAGCGCGGAAGUGAAACCUGUUAAUUUGAACAACCAUUUGCACAACUAUUUACAUAAAUAGUGCACAGCACCACUUAUAAUGAAAGCAAACGUGAAAUCUUCACCUUUACAAAAAAGUGUGCAGCAGCCAACGAUAAGUGGAGCAGACCGCGGGCCGAGGCCAGCAGGAGUUCCAGCGUUAAAGUUAGAGACCCUGCAAGACACGGAGGAGGAGCAUUUCCCCAUAAUUCCAAAGGAUGCUGCUGGCAAGAUUGUCCCAGGAGAUCUGACAGGGCUCUCCAUGAGCUGGGGCUCUCCAGCCUCCACACAAUCAAAGCAGUGUUUUGCGACCGAGAUGAAGGACUCAAUUAAAAAUCAGAUGUCUGCUGUGGAUAAUGGAGAAUCGCUACAGCUGAGCUACAGAGUCCAGACACAGAGAAGUCCACUGUCUAGUCACAAACCCAACCUAGAUUCAUCCCACUUCACCUGUAAAAUCACAGCACAACCCAACUACAACCAGUCCAACACUGUACGACCAAACAGCAAGAUGAGGGAUGCGGAGGAGCUUACCGAGGACAGGAAACUGCAAGCAGUAAUUGAGCAGGUUAUGGUGGAUCAGCUGUCGAGGGCUGUCAUUAGCGAUCCGGAACAGAAUGCUGUGUCUGUCAAUCCCACGAGUGUCCCACCACGCUAUAGGAGAACUCUUCACCACACUAAAGUAAAAACUCGGAUGUCUUUAACAGAGAACAUCUUAUCCAACAAGCUCUGCUUUCAAGCCAGGAUUUUAUCAAGGUGUGGACGUGAAGCGUGUCGAAAACUGAUUGGCUUCUUUUUCACAUGUGACCAAACACUGACCGUGUACGAGUACCGAAAUUUUGGUAAAAACAGAUGGAACGCACUGCCCUUUAUCACGCGUGGUGUGCAUUUGAACAGAGGGAGGCCGUACUGCCUGCAGGACAUCUCACAGGUUCGACACACUCAUCAUCUGUCACACACACACACAGACUAAUAUUAAUUCAUUAACACUCUGCCUACAUCACCCAGGGUGCCGAGCUUCGUGAAAGGGCUCAGAGUGUUUCUUUUGCACAGAACUCAGUCUGGGGAAACUCUACAUCAUCUCUCUGAAGAGGAAAUCAACGAUCGAAACACGCUACAGGAAAUUCAAGGUGCAGUGUGUGAUAGGCUGAAGGGACAUGCGGUCCAAACCCUGAUCAAUCUAGGAAGAGAUUUACAUCUAAAGUCUGAUAGUAUUCAGCAAAAAGAGCUGCUCAGACGAUCUCUGAUGGAGCAGCUGUGCCUCACUCAGCAGGACUUCGAGGCGGUGUGGAGGAUUGUGAGUCGGCGUGCGGAGGGGCGGGUGCACCCCGCUGAUGUGAUGCGUGCCGUUACCGGGGAGAUGAGCGAGAACAGAAAAGCCGUCUUCCUGAAGGUUUAUGUAAAGCUUGACCCAAAUAAAACCGACUCCAUCUUCCUCAGCGAUAUUGAAAAAUUCUAUAGAGGCAAACAAGAGUUUGACGCUGCACUCGAAGCCGAUCUGAAUCCUGACCUUCUGGCCUUCGUACGGGAAGCAGGAAAGGUCACCAAGACCGUGUCCUACGCUGAGUUUGAGGACUAUUAUGAGGGUCUGAGUAUUGAAAUCCCUGAUGAUGAAGAAUACAUCAACAAUCUGAGAGCUACGUGGAGUAUCUGAGAGCAUCUGCCUUGUUUUUGGAAGGACACUUUCUGAAUAUGAGUGAAAUAUUGAGCUAUUAUGUUUGUUAAUACCGUUUGUCACUAUAUAUUACUCUUCAUAUUAUAAUAUUUAUAGUAUAGAGUGUUGGUAUAGCACAGUGUAGAGUACAAUUAAAAAUUUCAGGGUCAGUAAGAUUAAUACUUUUAUUCAACAAGGAUGCAUUAAAUUGAUCAAAA
Sinocyclocheilus rhinocerous is the source of this 1892-nucleotide messenger RNA. Its product is annotated as calcyphosin-2-like. The transcript is spliced from 14 exons. The record is from RefSeq and is a predicted model, not a curated record. NCBI's taxonomy places the organism in Eukaryota, Metazoa, Chordata, Actinopteri, Cypriniformes, Cyprinidae.